AUGGAUCCCAACGGCAAUGGGUAUGACAUUUACGAUCUGUUUGAUCUUGGGGAGUUUGAUCAGAAGGGGUCAAUCUCCACAAAAUGGGGUAGUAAGAAGGAACUAGUGGAGUUCGUGCGUGAGGCGCGUGAACUAGGUAUCGGAAUUAUUUGGGAUGCUGUUCUCAAUCACAAGGCUGGAGCGGACUUUCCCGAGCAGUUCGAGGCCGUUGAAGUAGAUCCGCAAGAGAGAAAUGUGGAGGUAUCCAAGCCAUUGAAAAUAGAUGGUUGGGUAGGCUUUGACUUCUCCGGUCGCGGUGAAUCUUACAGUUCUAUGAAAUACCGCUGGCAACAUUUCAGCGGUGUUGACUGGGACGAUAAGAGCAAGCAGCAGGCCAUCUAUAAGACUUUCGCGCCUGGGAAGGGAUGGGCGUCAGAUGUCUCGACGGAACUUGGGAAUUAUGACUACCUCAUGUUCUCUAAUCUAGAUCAUUCCCAUCCUGAAGUUCGGCAGGAUCUCUUCAACUGGGGGACUUGGAUCACCGAUGAACUAUCCCUCAGUGGAAUGAGGCUGGAUGCCGCAAAGCAUAUCUCCGCAGGUUUUCAAAAAGACUUUGUGGCUCACGUUCAAAAGACUGCUAACCCGGACUUUUUUGUUAUUGGCGAGUAUUGGACUGGACAUCUUCCAGCCCUACUUGAUUAUCUUGACAAGCUGGGGCACACUGUAGUAGCUUAUGAUGUGCCUCUUCUGGAAAAAUUCUCGAAGUUAUCCCAUAAGCGGGCCGCUGACCUACGUGGUAUCUUUGAUGAUACCUUGGUGCAAUGCAGGCCAGAUCAUGCUGUGACGAUUGUUGCAAACCACGAUACGCAACCUGGACAGAUGCUAGAAACUCCUGUCGCCCCCGAAUUCAAGCUGAUAUCAUAUGCACUGAUUCUGCUUCGAAAGGGGGGCUUCCCUUGCUUAUUUUACGGUGAUAUUUACGGGAUCCGAGCCAACGUGACAGACCCGAUGACACCCGCCUGCAGCGGAAAGAUUCCCAUACUCGCCAAGGCACGACAGCUAUACGCGUAUGGAGAACAGAAAGACUACUUUGACCAACCAAACUGCAUCGGAUUUGUCCGUGGUGGUGUUCCCGGAUGUUCUUCCGGACUCGCCUGUGUCAUCAGUAAUGCAGGGCCUAACCGGAAGCGAAUGUUUAUUGGUCGAAAUAAUACGGGACAGACGUGGGUUGAUGUAUUAGGGAACCAGUCUGCGUCUGUUGUUAUUGAUUGGUGGGGCUACGGUGCUUUCCCCGUCGGUGCAAUGAGUGUCAGUGUUUGGGUUGACUGUGCUGCGGUCGAUCGAAACAUUUUCCCAAAGGAGCAUGAUUUGCAUAUAUAUGAGUAG
Penicillium pulvis is the source of this 1365-nucleotide messenger RNA. Its product is annotated as alpha-amylase. Gene Ontology annotation, molecular function: calcium ion binding; hydrolase activity, hydrolyzing O-glycosyl compounds. Gene Ontology annotation, biological process: carbohydrate metabolic process. The coding region runs from base 1 to 1365 and encodes 454 amino acids. The transcript has 7 exons. NCBI's taxonomy places the organism in Eukaryota, Fungi, Ascomycota, Eurotiomycetes, Eurotiales, Aspergillaceae. The record is from RefSeq and is a predicted model, not a curated record.